AUGUCCGGCGCAAGACACUGGGAGCAGGACAAAGAAGCCACUGUCUAUAUUGGCAAUUUGGACGAGCGGGCGACGGACAGCUUGGUAUGGGAACUCAUGCUGCAGGCUGGGCGCAUUGUGAAUGUUCACCUUCCCAAAGACCGCGUGACCCAGACACAUCAAGGAUACGGGUUUGUCGAGUACAUCAGCGAGGAGGAUGCCGAAUACGCCUCGAGGAUCAUGAACGGAAUUCGUCUGUACGGAAAGCCCAUUCGUGUGAAUAAGGCCUCCGCAGACAAGCAGAAGUCAGUCGAAAUCGGCGCCGAGCUCUUCAUUGGAAAUCUCGAUCCUAUGGUUUCCGAACAAAUUCUUUAUGACACGUUCAGUCGAUUCGGAACAUUAACGAAUCUUCCCAAGGUGGCGCGGGAUGACAACAACCUCUCCAAGGGCUACGGAUUUGUAUCAUUUGCUGAUUUUGAGUCCUCCGAUGCGGCAAUCACCAACAUGAAUGGCCAGUACCUCAUGAACAAGCAGGUUUCAGUGCAAUAUGCCUACAAAAAGGAUGGCAAGGGAGAGAGACACGGUGACGAAGCUGAGAGGACGCUGGCCGCCCAAGCCCGAAAACACAAUGUACGUCCACCAACCCAGCAAGUGGCGCCUCCUCAAUUCGCAACGGGGGCAGCCGCUUCAGCUCCUCCUACUGGCCCUGGCGCUCCUCCAGCGGCCACUCUCAAUGGCGAAGCAGCACGACCCAUAAGCACCGGACCGCAGACGCCCGACUUGGGUAUGGGCAGAGGUAUGCCCAUGCCUAUGCCGAUGAAUUACCAGAACGUGCCUCCUCCCCCACCUCAACAAGGGAGGCUUAGUGGCCCGCCUGCAUCGUCAUUGACGAAUCCUCCCCCCGGUCUACCCGCCCGACCUCCGCCAUCGCAAGCAGGAUAUGGCGGGCCACAGGCCUACAUUCCACCCGCAUACAAUGGUACCGGUCCCCAAGCUGCCUUCCCAGCACCUCCGGCCGGGGUCCCCGUACCGCCGCCAGGAUUUGCUCCUCCUGGUUUCGCACCACCCCCGGGAGGCCCGGUGGCCCCGGGUGCACCCCCUACGCUUCCACCUGGCUUUCAGCCGCCAGGAUAUGGAGUUGGGCGCUGA
Molecule: messenger RNA, 1128 nt
Organism: Penicillium oxalicum
Lineage: Eukaryota; Fungi; Ascomycota; Eurotiomycetes; Eurotiales; Aspergillaceae
Product: U2 snRNP complex subunit HSH49
Exons: 3
Coding region: 1-1128 (375 amino acids)
Biological process (GO): positive regulation of mRNA splicing, via spliceosome
Cellular component (GO): nucleolus; U12-type spliceosomal complex
Molecular function (GO): RNA binding
Source: RefSeq, a predicted model, not a curated record